Salmo salar (Atlantic salmon) is the source of this 5190-nucleotide messenger RNA. NCBI's taxonomy places the organism in Eukaryota, Metazoa, Chordata, Actinopteri, Salmoniformes, Salmonidae. The record is from RefSeq and is a predicted model, not a curated record.
CAAAUUAGGUCAUCGCCAGUGCACACGAUCGAUAGGCAUCAUGCGUAAUGCUACGGCAACAUUGCAAUAACACUCAGCUAGUACUCGGCUAACGUUCAAUUCCAGCCCGUAUGUAUUGAAUGGAUUAUCGUGAUGAAUAUGUAGCUUUGCAGCAGAGAGGGUCUGUUCAGAAAUCGGGGACACGCCCGACGUAGCUGCGAGAGGCUAUCGACGCUACAACACAGUUCAACAGACCCGCCGCUGAGAGAGAGACAACCGGCAUUUGUCCAGCCAUCAACUACCGAGGCCGGCUACCGGCAAGGAAACACAGAAAAUGCUCGCUAAAGCAAUACUAAAGGAAAGUGCUAACGCCUAACGUGUGAGUCUGAUUCCAAGUUGUAGAUCAGUUUGUUGUCCCCCACGGCUACAGACACGGGGGACACACCCGACGCAGUUGCGAGAGUCUAUCUACGUCUUGGAGUGGGGGAGAGGAGAGCUCAUCAGCCAGCCAUUGACUACCGAACUAGCCAUCAACUUCAGUGCCAGCCAUCAACUAUCGGACCAGGCAUCGACUAAUGACCUCUGCUCGGGAGGAAGAGCCGAACUCUGGUCGGGUAGAGCCGAAUGAAUGAACCUAGCUCGGGUAGAGCCGAACAAAUGAACAAUGGCCACCGCUCUGUGAGUGAAGCAACUGCUGUACUAGUUUUUCCCUGUGCUCAUAGUGCUACUCUUACUUAUAGUCCUAACUCCUAGACUUCCUAUACGUUUCUAAAUGGGCUCUUAGUGAUACUGCUAGUCCUAACUCUUAGACUCCCUAUUAGUUUCUAACUGGGCGUUUAGUCGUUUUAAAAUGAAGCAUUCAAACAAAUGCUUUUUAAGAUAUUGUCACUAUUGUAAAAUCUUGUAAUAUAUAACCUUUGAUUGUACUUUGCCCUUCUCUGUGGUUGUGUUUGCCGUGGGAUUUUAGAGCUCUGCUUUUGACACACUUUAAACUGUUUUGAUCUGAGGCCCAUUGUAUCAGAUCUUCCAGACUUAGCAAUAAUCGUCAUGACUAACAAGGUAAGAGAGCGGAAGAGAGAGAGAGAGAGAGAGAGAGAAGAGAAAAUAAAAUAUGAAAGAGGGAGAGGAAGGGUGUGAGGGAGAAGGAAGAGAGAGAAUAGAAAGAUAAGAGAAAGACGGAUUGAGAAAAAUGAAAGAGAGCAAAAGAGAGAGAGAGAGAGAGAUGCCGCUAGCUAAUGUGCUCAGACAGUAGCUUUGUACCAGUCAUUGUCCUGUCCCACUGUUAGAUAGCUUCCCUGAGGCCUCUCAAUGUAACCGACCUCCACUGGCCUUCGUUCGUAGCAAUUUGCCCAUGUCACAUCGGGUUAAUUUCAUACACCGUUUAUACGCUGACAUACAUCUGAAAGACCUGAGGAGUCCCAGAGUGUCCUUAUGGUGCCCUAAGGCUCAUGGUUCAAAGAUCCAGCUGUGGGUCUGACAGGCUAGGCCGUGCCAGAGGUGACAGCUCUCUGUUUGGGGUAAGGAGAGACCCCGUGGGGGGGUAACAAGGAGGUCCCGGAAGGGGGUACGACAGAGGUUCUCAGGCUGGGUCCCAACACUGGGGGUAUGGGCAGCUGUGAGGGCCAGGGAGGCUAGGUUGGGGGUAAGGGUGUUGGAGGAGGGCUAUUUGGAAGGGGGUUAUUGUCACCACCUAUCCACCUAUCAUCUCUCAUUGCUCUGGUGGAGGUUGAAGGGCCUGGUUUGGCUAUUGUUCAGUUCCCUUUCUUUUUCCUCUCUUUGUUGGAUCCCAUGACCUUUGCUUCUCUUUCCUCCUCCCUUGUCUCCAGAGUAUGCACAGUACAAUACUGUCCUGUGAGAUUGUGUUCCUGAACCUCUUCAUUGUUAGGGAAUAUGAAUACACUGUCCAAACAACACCAGGUCAGCGUCCCAAAUGGCACCCUAUACCCUACAUAGUGCACUAUUCUGAUAGGGUGCCAUUUGGAACGCAUUCUUGGAUGUACAUCAACUCUACAAUAAUCAGCGGGGACAUAUAAACAGCAUGUCCUCUAUUCCCCUUCAACAUCAAUAACAAAUUCCCGAUACUACAAUGAGAAACUGAAAAGGGUCAAGACACCCUCUAUCUGCUUUACACUAACCCAAUCCAUUCAAUCACUGAAACCAAUAACACACAGCUCUAAUCUAAACACUCUCAGCCUGAUGGGACUGACCCAUUUUAACUCUUUACAUUUUCCUCUCUCUCUGUUAUAGCUUUGAUCUUACAUUCUCUCCUUCUGACCUGUCAGAUUACCAUCCAUUACUAAACACACACAUCUCUCUCUCUCUCUCUCUCUCUCUGCAUGCUGGGAGUGUUUGGUGCAUGCUGGGAAUUGUUUGAUCGAGUGCUAAGUGCGAGUGUUUGUGUAGAGUUAGAUAUCCUGAGUUUUCUUUCGGUUUUCCUUUUCUUGGUGAUAUCCUUUUUCUUCUAUGCAUGAUUAAGUUUAUUAUUUUCUUGUUGUGGUAGAAUUAAGUAACUUCGGCACGGCUUUAGGUGUGUUACUGAAGCUACUGUCACGGUGGAGGAGUUUCUGGUCGCUGUGGGAGAGAAGGUAGGAUAUGAGAAUGUUGCUUAUGCGUCACGGAUGAAUAAAGCAGGGGUGGUAUUUCUUAAAGAAGAGCGCCUUGUUGAUCGUAUGGUUGAGCAUGGCGUACUUGUUAAAGGUAUGUUUAUUCAAGUUACGCCGCUUUUUUCUCCAUCAACAAGGGUAACGAUUUCAAAUGUACCGCCGUUUAUUCCCAAUGAGCUAUUGGAGCGCGAGUUAUUGCGGUUUGGGAAUUUUGCAAGUUCAAUUAAGAUUGUCCUGCUGGGUUGCAAACACCCGGCGUUGAAACGGGUUAUGUCGUUUCGGCGACAGGUGUUUAUGUUUUUGGAGUCACCAGAGCAGACUUUGGAGUUAUCGUUUAAAGUCAAGUAUGACAACAGACUGUAUAUGGCUUAUGCUAGUACGGGUAGUCAACGGUGUUUUGAGUGUGGGGAUGUUGGCCAUAAGCAACAUGCUUGCCCGAAAAGGGAGAAGGCGGAGGGAGGGGCGCAUGUGGUCCUCGUAACGCCUGGGCCCACUGAUGUAGGCAGAGGUGGGCUGACAGCUGUAGAGCAGCCACAAGCACCUGUUGCUGAGGAACAAGUUGUCUGUGUUGAGGGCACGGAGUUGCAACUUGUACCAGAGGGAAAUGUUAUGCAGCAGAAAAAUAUUGUUGUCGAAGGUAAGGAUGUAUAUGAAGAGCCAUUUCCUCAGACUGGUGAGGAGUUGCACAGCACGAGUGCUAGGGUACAGGAGGGGGUUCAUGUGGAACUAGGCUCCCAGGUAGUGGAGGAGAUGCCCACUACGAGUAAUGGGGUACAGGAGGGGGUUUACGUGGAGCUAGGCUCCCAGGUAGUGGAGGAGAUGCCCACUACGAGUAAUGGGGUUCAGGUGGGGCUAGUCUCCCAGGUAGUGGAGGAGAUGCCUGGUACGAGUGAUGGGGUGCAAGUGGGGAGUGUCGAAAGGGAUGUGGUAGAGGGGAGUCAGGGGUCUGUGGCCUCAGUUGAGGAGGAUUAGGAGAAGGACAUGGAUAUCUCUCCUGAUACGAUAGCAGCUGGUGAGGACUCAAUUUACAAUCUAGAGGAGGUAAAUGGGUUUCUGGAUCAGACUUUUGGGAAAUCUGUCAAAUUGGCAGAUUUUUUUGAUGUUGAUAAGUUUGUGAGGUCAGCUGUGAUGUUACAGAAGACGGUCGGGUUAGACCAGUUGAGUGAGAAGAAGCGUUUUCGCUUGAGGAAAUGUGUUACUGGUGUCACAGCAGCAAAAGGUAGUAGGAAACGUGGUCAGGUUAAGAGAAAGUUAAAACAAUGACGAUGAUCAUGCCUCAUAGGGUGUUUUUUUCUCUUUGUCUGGUUUCUCUGUGGUUUCUUCUGCUUUUCCUUUCUCUUUUCUAUAUGGAGGUACUAAGGGUAGGUUCUCUCAAUAUUAAUGGGGGAAGGGACAGGAAUAAGAGGGCUUGGGCAUUAGAAGUAAUAAAACAGAAAAGGCUGAAUGUUGUUUUUCUACAGGAGACACAUAGUGAUGAGGCUAAUGAGGUUGACUGGGGUAUGUGAUGGGAGGGUCAGCAUAUAAUCAGUCAUGGUACUAAUUUCAGUGCUGGGGUGGCAAUCUUGUUUUCCUCAGGUUUAGGGGUGACUGUGGUAUCUACAAUAGAGAUUGUCAAGGGUCGGGUUUUAUUGGUCAAGGCAGAUGUCAUGUUUUUUUUUUUUUUUUUGAAUGUUUAUGCUCCUAAUGAGGGUACAGAGCAUAUUGUUGUUUUUGAUCAAAUAAAGGAAACCUUAAGACAGUGUGACAAAGAGGGGUGUAUGGUUUUAGGGGGGGGACUGGAAUUGUACAGUAGAUUUUACUGUUGCCCGCACCACUGAAGAACCUCGCCUGCGGUCAGCCACUUGCCUGUCUGGUCUAUUAACUGAGUUUGAGCUUUCUGAUGUGUGGAGAGUAAGGAAUGCAAAAGUUAGGCAGUACACAUGGUUAAAAGUUAAUGAAGGUCGUGUCAGUGCAGCAAGGUUAGACAGGUUGUAUGUAUCUGAUCACUACUGUAGUAAGGUUGGAAGGUGUGACAUUACUCCUGUGAGUUUCUCUGAUCACCAUAUUGUUACUGUUGAUCUUCACCUGUCCUGUCCACGAAGGUCAUCAUCUUACUGGUAUUUUAAUGUUAAAUUGUUACAUGAUGUCAUGUUUUGUGAAAGGUUUUUGUUGUUUUGGGAAAAAUGGAGGCUUACAAAAGGGAAUUUUGAGUCCUUGUGUCAUGAAUCCCGCUUCCUGAGUCUGUGUUCUGCCUGAGCUGCCUGUUUUCUGUUUUGGAGUUGUUUCCUGAGGUUUCUGAACACACCCUGUCUGGUUGCCGGGCGACGAAGCUAGCCGGGAGAUCUCUCAAUUACCCGCACCUGCAGCUCAUCAGCCAUCUGCACACCUGGUCCUGAUCAUCACCUCUUCUCUUCAUAAGCUCUGACCUGACAUCCAUUCCCUGCCGGAUCGUUAGCAAUGAACAUCAUCCUCCCGGAACAUUCACCCCUCUUGCCUGGUCGUCGGUGGUUUCAGUGACAUCAUUGGAUCUGCCUAUUCACUCUCAUCAACUCACCUCUGCUGCUGCUCUGUCUCCUGGGUUAUUCUAUUUUUACCUCGAGUCUGUAAAUAAAUACUCACCUUCAUUUGA